AUGGCCAACACUACGGUUGGGCUAAACCUAUGCCCACCGCCGUUCUUCGACCAAACGCUAUUUCCCGACGAGGGUGGAUUUGUCGAUGGACGGCUCUGUCAAACGGUGGGCACUAUGCAAUGCUGCCUGCCAUGUCCCAUGACCGACUGGGUGUACCCUGAUCGUUUCGAGACCCUGACGGCGGUCGCGAACUGGGUCGCUGCCUUUAGUGUUCUGUGUUGCGUCUUCUUGCUCCUAUCAUGGGCAUGCUUGCCCGUGGACAAGACCAACCGCCAUUAUCUGAGCAUAUGUUUGACCUUUGCCGUGUUGCUAAUGAAUCUGGGCUUUGUGAUUCCGCUGGCAGCGCGACCGGAUCAAUGCUACAAUGAGAUCACCCCCCACAGCAUGAAGACAAGCCAGGUCUGUGGCGCCUCGGGCGCAUUCCUCCUCCUCGGAGGCUGGGCUGGCGUCAUGUGGGUGUUUCUCAGAUCCGUAUCGCUUCACCUUCAGAUCUGCUGGCAGGUUCUUGUUGGCCGAAACUUUAUGAUCUUUGCCCAGGCGGCGGGAUGGGGAGUUCCUAUUCUGGGCAUCAUCCUGGCCCUCGUCUUCAGCGGUGUCUCGUUCCGCUUCGGGGCGACAUGUCACAUUAACCACUCUAAUAGCUUGGCUGACUUCUGGAUCCCUCUGAUGCUCUUCGCCGGGUUGACUGUCAUCAUCACCUUUGCCACCUUUGGCUACUGCAUCAAGGUUUACCUGGCUGCCCUGGGCGACAACGGCGCGUCCUCAGAGGGUUCUAGCCUGCCUACUUACACCCAAAGCAUCAAGACCAUGAGCCCACGACAAGCAUACCGCAGGGUUCGUCGCGUCAUCGCCCUUCAAUGGCGAGGCAUUGCCAUCGUUCUCAUCAUCAUCGCCGAUGUCAUCUUCUUUUGUGUCAUCUUUGUAUUCCAGGACAACGUCGUGCAGUCUGUGACUGACGACCCCACAUUGGCUGAGGACUGGGUGAAGUGCCUGGUGUUGGAGAACGGCAAAAAGGCCAAUUGUCUCGACGAAGCAACAGCACUUGUCCUUAACGAAGCAACCGUCACGGCUGUGUUGCUUCUUCUCGCACUCAACGGCCUUUGGCUACUCUUCUUCCUCGGACGAUGGUCCAUGGCCCAAGGAUGGCUCGAACUAUUCUCGAAGCCGUUCAAGAACAAGAAAGAAUUUGUAUCGGUGGAUGCCCACAUCGAUGCCAAGAAUAGCACACGUUCGUACGAGAUGCUCUCACGAGAUUCGAGCGCCGCGGUAACACCCAUUACUCCAGUGAAGUCCCCUGAGAGUGGACGAAGAACCCCCGACUACUUUGGGCGAACUGCUCGCUACCAUGCGCCAGCGCGUUCGUUCUCGAGCCCCAGACCCCCGCCAGCUACAUCAUGGGAUGCCGGAGAGACGUUUGCUAUGCCGACAUAUAAAGACAAAGACAUGCACCCAUUGAGCAUGAACCAAACAUAA
This is a messenger RNA of Fusarium keratoplasticum, 1473 nucleotides long. Its product is annotated as G-PROTEIN-RECEP-F2-4 domain-containing protein. Lineage: Eukaryota; Fungi; Ascomycota; Sordariomycetes; Hypocreales; Nectriaceae. Gene Ontology annotation, biological process: G protein-coupled receptor signaling pathway; cell surface receptor signaling pathway. The record is from RefSeq and is a predicted model, not a curated record. The transcript has 4 exons. Gene Ontology annotation, molecular function: G protein-coupled receptor activity. Gene Ontology annotation, cellular component: membrane. The coding region runs from base 1 to 1473 and encodes 490 amino acids.